UGGUCAUGACCCAUGACCUUCGGGCACUGCGCAGCUCGCAGGAUUGCAGGCCGCCUCGCGCUCGCAAGAUCGCAAUGUCUAGGGCAGCAUGAGACUGAGAUCCACUCCAUGCAUCCAUGCCAUACACCAAGCCCGCCACCGCAGCUCGCAGCUCGUACAUGGCGGUGCCUCAGCCACUGACGCUUUGUUGCUCGCCGUCGCGACACCGCCCCUUUAUCUCCUCCUUCUCCCCCUCGCUCCUCCCACUCCGCCUACUUUGAUGCGAUCACCUACGCGUCGGCGCGUCGGCUCGGGCACCCCCGCAAAUGAGGCAGAGGGGUGUGUCGUGAAGGAUAUCGGAUCAACUGGACUGUUCUGACCACCGAUCUACGGAACCAGAUCACCGCGAUCAUCCGGAGCCAAAAUAUACUCCCGCCUAUCUAUUCCACUGAAUCCUCGGUGGCGGCAGU
Molecule: messenger RNA, 449 nt
Organism: Cutaneotrichosporon oleaginosum
Lineage: Eukaryota; Fungi; Basidiomycota; Tremellomycetes; Trichosporonales; Trichosporonaceae
Source: RefSeq, a predicted model, not a curated record